UUUUGUAUGCGCUAUGAUUUCACAAAUCACGACAAUCCGAUCUUAUAUUUAAUUGCGGGUUGAGAGAGACACAGGGGAUCUUAUCCCACUACCGCGUUCGGGAGAAGCGAAUACGUGGAUACGGCACUAGGAGAGGCACUCGCGAGAUGACGAUACGUCCUCUCUCGUGGACCAUCGAUCGAAUCCUGCGCAUUCGGGGGUGGCCAUAUUAUUCCCCCGCGAUCUCCCUUAAACGUCGCCGUGUAUCCGCUGCUAGUCGAUGCCGCGGAUCGUGGGCUUCGCUGCCGCGAUUUUGGCCUCGCAAGUCGCGACGUAGAUCGUAGAUGAACAACAUCGUCAUCAUCAUGCGGCUUUGUAAUCCAAAGUAGUUAGGCAGCGCGCUCUCGUUCCGAUUUCCACUCCUUUUCUUCCCUCAUUCUUCUUCAUGAAGCCUCGCUUUCGUCCGGGGUCGUUUUUAGUUUAAUCAUUUUUACGCGUCGUCUUUAACUAGGAUCGGUCGUCGCGAAUCAGACAAGCGAGAUCUCGUAGGAGGAACGUCCAAGGCGGACACCAGAUUCGCUAUUCUUUCGAAGCAACAGAUAGAGAAAUGGCGAAUUUCCGUGGAUUUUAUAUACCCUCCUUCGGAGCAACGGUCAAUGUCGCCUGGGAAACCUUGAAGGCCAAAUGGCCGGAAAACAGUCCGUGUAUGGAGCUGAUCCGCGGCGGUGGCAGCGGUGGCAUGGGCCAAGGACAAUCUCAAGGCCGCGACAGUCAGGGCCAGUUCAAGUCCUUCGAUGAGGGCCGCGACAAUACCGAGAUGAUGACCAUGAACGGGGACCAGGCGUAUCGGGAUCAGAACAACGUGGCGAUCGCCGAGGAUUCCUUCAGCUAUCAAAGAAACGGGGAUAAAGUUAAAACCGGAAGCAUAAGCAGCGGCGACUUUAGCGAGUACGACGAGGGCGGCGGAGAGUUCGGUGGGCCGGGUGUCAAGAUCAAUGAAUGGCAAGCCGCUUGGAACGUUACAAAUGCUAUCCAGGGAAUGUUCAUCGUUUCUCUGCCAUUCGCCGUUUUACGUGGCGGUUAUUGGGCGAUCGCCGCGAUGAUCGGCAUCGCGCACAUCUGUUGCUACACCGGCAAGAUCCUUGUCGAGUGCCUGUACGAGCUGGAUUCGGUGACGGGUCAGCGUGUGCGCGUACGAGAUUCGUACGUGGCCAUCGCCAAGGAAUGCUUCGGGCCAAGAUGGGGCGCACGCGCCGUCAACAUCGCGCAAAUCAUCGAGCUGCUGAUGACUUGCAUCUUGUAUGUAGUUGUCUGCGGCGACCUGAUGAUCGGGUCGUUCCCCGAGGGUGUGAUCGACACCCGCAGCUGGAUGAUGCUGAUCGGUAUAUUUCUGCUGCCGCUUGGUUUCCUCAAAUCGCUGCAGCACGUGUCCGUGCUGAGCUUCUGGUGUACGAUGUCUCAUCUCUUCAUCAAUGCGAUCAUCAUCGGUUACUGCAUCUUGGAGAUCGGUGACUGGGGCUGGUCGAAGGUGAAGUGGACGAUCGACAUGGAGAAUUUUCCGAUCUCGCUCGGCGUGAUAGUCUUCAGUUACACAUCACAGAUCUUCCUACCGACCCUUGAAGGCAAUCUCAUCGAUCGCUCCAAGUUCGACUGGAUGUUGAAUUGGAGUCACAUCGCCGCAGCUGCAUUCAAGUCGCUCUUCGGUUGGAUCUGCUUUCUGACUUUUCAGAAUGACACGCAACAGGUGAUCACCAACAACUUGCACUCAGCCGGUUUCAAAGGUUUGGUGAAUCUAUGCCUGGUCAUCAAAGCGGUGCUCUCAUAUCCGUUGCCGUAUUACGCAGCCUGCGAGCUCCUAGAACGCGCCUUCUUCCGCGGUCGACCGAAAACGAUCUUCCCGACCAUCUGGACGGUGGAUCGUGAGCUCAAGGUCUGGGGUCUGGCUUGGCGAGUCGGCGUGAUCGUGUUCACUAUUUUGAUGGCGAUCUUCAUACCGCACUUCAGCAUAUUGAUGGGUUUCAUCGGUUCCUUCACCGGCACUAUGCUCUCAUUUAUCUGGCCUUGUUACUUUCAUCUGAAGCUGAAGAGAAAUUCGAUGGAAUGGAGCGCCGUCGCAUACGAUUGCUUCGUCAUCUUUCUCGGUAUUCUCUUCGGUGUGAUCGGCGUCUACGAUUCUGGCUCUGCGCUGAUCAAUGCCUUCGAGAUCGGUUUACCCUUCUGAGCGAUCUUGCGCCAAUUAGGUUUUAUGUUGUUGUUCUUGUCUUGUACCGAAAUGAUAUUACGCUCUCGAGAGCUGUCGAAAUAUUCGAUUCUAAUAUGCUUGAUAUUCAUGCAUUAAUUGUUGAUGCAUACGGGAGACUAUAUGAAAAGAUACUUUAAAACGAUAAUUUUGAUAGAAAAUUGCUGUAGGAAAAUAUAUUUUCUACUAAAAAUUAAAAAGUUCUUUCUCUAAAUAAUAUUCUGAUCUGACGGAGAACUUAUUUACAAAAUGUCGUAAUAAUAUAUAUUAGAAAGAUAUACAUGCGAAAUUUCCCUCUGAAUUUCAGUCGCUAAUAAAAUUUCUUAAAAGAGAUAUAUAUUCUCCAACUCUAAAAUGCAUCAGUAAGAAUCAAACAUUUCAUAUGCUCGAAAAUAAUUAACAUAAGAAUUUUGUAUCUAUAUUUCUCGCCAUUAUUUUUAUUGUCUUUUUAGUGUUGCAUAAUUUUGUUUCUAUUAUUGUUAACAUAACGAGGAUAUUCUGAAUUUUUCUUUAAAAUAAUUUUAAAUCGAUUCAAUCGAUUAAAGUGCAAGAGAGCACUGUCUUCCAUUCGCGUAAAAGUAUAAUCUGUGCUUGUAUUUGUAAUGACAUGCGUUUUCCGCACGACAAAUUUACAUUCAAAUAAUCAACAUAUCCAAAAUUGUUUUCUCUACUGUAAUAGCAGACUGUUAUGAUCUAUUUUUAGAAACGUAAAAAUUCAAAAUUAGACGAAAACGUACUAUUUUCAAUUAGUAUGUAAUUGCAGUAUUCAUUUUCGAAAGGAGAAAAUCACCGGCUCUCUAAGUGGCGUAAUUUGAAGUUCUAUUGUAUAUUUCAAUUUUAUCAGGAUUGUAACAUAUCUGUAACGCGAAUGUGGGGUUUAUCCGUCUUCCAAUCCCCGAUUUGUUUUACAUUCGGGAGAAUAGUAGAAUAAAACGAGAGAGAGUGAGAAAGAGAGAAAUCUAGGGCGUCAUUAAACGUGACAAUAUCUCACGAUGUCUUCCACGAUGCAACAGUAAGCAGAGCGCAGUCUAACUUACUAGUUGACUACUGUUACAGUUUUUUGGAUUUUAUAAUUGUAUGUAUCACUCUGCGAAGUUGUAUAAUCGUAUAUAAUUUUUAUGCGACGCAUCGAAUCACGACGACGGGAUGUGUGUAGCCGCGAUCGAUCGAUCUUGAUCGCGAUUUUUGCGGACAAAAAUUAUUAUAGCGAUUAUGAUGAACGCGAUGAAUCUCUGUCAAAUAAUUUUUGGAAUAGAGCCCGUCCCUUCGUUGCGUAAACGAUGCGCGGACAAUUAUAUACAACCGUACAGUACAAUUAGUUAUAUAAUCCAAGGUCUUCCAAGAGAUCCUAUAGAUCACAUUAGCUUAAGGAAUGAGUAUAGAACAACGUAGUUGUUCCGUGAAGCUGCAGAAUGCUGCGGAAAAGCAGAUAAAUCUACAUUUUGCAAAAUUCUACACAAAGAUAGUUAGAGUUUCAUACUAUAUAUUUUUGAAUUCCGAAAUCGUUAAAGAUAUUUACAAAUCUAUGGAUCUUUUUAUAGCGGUUGAGUUUUCUCGAAAUUUUUUAGCAAUAUAGAUUUUUCAUAUAUAUAUUGUAGAUCUGUAGACUUACAGAUUGUUGACUCCAUUCAAAUCAAAUUUUCUUUCCUUUGAAUUUACUAUUUCGCACUUUUUUUUCUCUGUCGAAGCUACAUAUCUGCGUAUGUUCUGCAGACACGGAAAAUUUGCAGAUUAAAGCGCGUUAAUAAUUGUGAAACGAGUCUUCCAAUAAUGUCUUCCAGAACGACAAUAUUAAUGAAAAUAAUAUAACAUAUAAUAUUAUACAAUAAUGACAUAAUGAUGUAUUACUAUUUAUUGAAGGGCAGGAUCUUUGUCGAAUGAUAUUAAGCGUUAUGUUGAAUGCUGUAGAUGUUAAGCGUUAACUCGUAAGGCUACAUGGGGGUCAUGCAUAAUUGAUGUUUCAUAUCAAUGAAUAUAUCAAUGAUACAUAAUGUAAGUAAAGUCUCACGCUGUUCACGAAAUCAGAUUUAGAUCGUUAUCGAGGGAUCAUCCUACUUCUUUAUAUCGACAAUAAUUAUCAAAAGCGGUUGAGUGAGGAUUGUAUUGGAAUCUUCUCUUCGUGGUCGCAAAAUAACGAUAGACCUAGUAUUUGACAUUUGUCCUAUGAAACUAUGAAUUUUUUGCUUUGACGUAUCCCGUUAUCAGUCUGAAAGAAAAAAAAAAUAGAACGAAUGUCGCAACGUAAAAAUCUGUUGUAGAGAUUUAGAGAAAUAGUUGAUCUAUUUCUGAAUUAUGGAGGCGAACCACAAAGAGAUAUUCCGCAAGCUAAUAUUUUAAUGCGGACAAAUAUAGGCUUUUAAAACGCUUCUGCAGAAAUAUUCGUAUUUCGUGGCGUUUCGAGAAGGGCAAAACCUCAUCGGUGUUGUGUAGGCAAAAUAUAUCUAUAAACGUUAUAAAACGAUGUAAAGCGGUCUCGUAUUACGAGAAAUAUGAAAAUACAUUAUCCAAUGUGAAUACGAGAAGUGUGAUAAUAUAUUGACAAAAUUUUACAAAUGUAUACUUCACUUCGCCCAGUAAUAUUAUCAUUUUAUAUCUUUCUUUGAAG
This is a messenger RNA of Cataglyphis hispanica, 4823 nucleotides long. It is a transcript of the gene VGAT, whose product is annotated as vesicular inhibitory amino acid transporter. The record is from RefSeq and is a predicted model, not a curated record. Gene Ontology annotation, molecular function: amino acid transmembrane transporter activity. The transcript is spliced from 4 exons. Bases 587 to 2200 code for a protein of 537 amino acids. Lineage: Eukaryota; Metazoa; Arthropoda; Insecta; Hymenoptera; Formicidae. Gene Ontology annotation, cellular component: vacuolar membrane. Gene Ontology annotation, biological process: amino acid transmembrane transport.